AUGCUCGCACGAGGAAGAUCAAGGAAGCGGUCCGAGAGAAUCAAUAAAAACAAAUACAAUCGAGGAACUGGAACCAAAAAGAACCAUGAUAUCGCAGCACAGAUUAAAGUGCACUUGAAUCUUUUUUCGCCUUCCAAAGCUACCCGAUGGGACCCUUAUCGCCAUGAUUCGGACACGUCUUCGUCAAACUACACAUCAACGAUGGCGACCGCAUUGGAUAUCGACGAGGUUACGCGGGAGGAAAUUUUAGCAGACCAACGCGGAUAUCUGAUGUCCUCUGAUGCUGGUUCCGAAAGUUUCACAUCUGAUCUAGAAACUCAGAUUCCAGACUGGGAGAAUUAUGUCGAUCCUUAUUCGGACUUUGAAUGGUUGGAAAUGAUACAUGGGGAAGUUGUAUUUCAACGAAACCGUUGUUCGCGGGAAACACGAAUUGCAGACUGCAAGGCAUAUCUAGUUCGAAGAUGGCAGGUUGCAGAUACUUUCUGGGAUGACAUGGAAGAACCAAAGCAUGAACUGGCCGAACUGGCAUUUGAGGUCUUUGAUCGAUUUGGCUGUUUACAGCCCAAGUUCAAGGACCACCCGAUCAAGCGCGGCUCCGGGGUCUGGAAAGAUGAGCUAAAUAACGGGGAUAUACUUCUCAUUGGCGAUAUACGAGUAAAUCGAUGCAAUCGGCGUAAAGGAAUAGGUUCAAAGUUAACCCACGCAAUCCUAGAACUAACGGCGAAAAAAAGCCGGGGAUUCUUUGCAGUAACCUCGCCUGAUAUGACCAUUACUGAAGUCUCCCCCGAUCACUCAAGAGGUGAGCAGUCUGAGAAAUUACUUAUCAAUAAUGCUCUCAAAUUCUGGAGAACACUUGGCUUUAGAAGAAUCUGUUCUUCGCGCUGGCUUGGUUAUACUCCGGAUCGAAAUCAUCCGAGUCACAAGAUAGGCCCGGAGCAAGAUUUUGAUUUGCCUUCCUCUAAGCCAUCGUCUUUUACAUUGGAAAUGGAUAGUUUAGCCAUGGCACUUCCGACAAUUGAUGAUACAGAAUGUCUCACACGGCUAAAAAACAUAUUCGUUGACAUACAUCUUGAUGAUAUCAUAUGGGAAGCUAGGAAUGAUAACGGAGACACCUUUCUUCACCUUGUCUCAUGCUCAUCAAAGAUAGAGAGCACACGAUGGCUGAUGCACAGCAACCCGAAACUAUGUCAUGCAUUGAAUGCUGACGGAAGCACACCACUGGAUGCUCUAGAAGAGUCAGCGAACCAAAAGCGGAGAAUUCACCAGCGCCUUGAUGCACGUACCGAUAUAUCAGAUCUAUUUUCAGGAUAUGAUCAAGCUACGAUCUUUAGUUUAGCUUUGCUAAAGGGAAUUACACCGGAACGGCUGUCAGAAGCCGAGAUCUCACGUUUGAAGUUUGGAUGCACCUGUGAGAGUUGCCUGUGCGGAUUCCUCAGUCCUCGAAUGCGAAACAGGCUCAUAUUAACUGCGGAGAUAACCUUUGACUUUAUCUACACACAUGGAGCUUCAUUGGAUGGCCCGGCCUGGUGUGAAGAAAAUGAAAACCUGUUUAGAUACUUGCCAGAGCAUAUCAUUCAAAGUUUCGCAGUGAACAAAGAGAUGAUCAUAGGGUUUUGUAUGUUAUGGAACCAUCUAAUUUCAUGCCUCAGGAAGAACAUGCUUCCGACAGAGGCGAACAUUCUUCUCCUGGUUCGAAAUACAAAUGAAUGGCCUAAUCACAGUCGCAAUUUUCUCCAGAAUGGGGGAACGCUAUCAUCAGUAGCAACGACGCUCUUUUGGAAGACGAUGGAGCUGGAGGAAAUUUACGACGAAACGUAUGAAGGACUCGGUCAUGGCAGUCCACAUUAUCUUCCGAGCUGUCAGAAUGAUCGCGAGUUCGGUCUCGUCAGUGGCAUGUGUGGCUACGAACGGGUCGGUCGGGUUCAACUAGAGACCCUGAUGGGAAAACGCGUUCGAUAUUAG
Messenger RNA from Talaromyces rugulosus, 1962 nucleotides. RefSeq lists its product as uncharacterized. The transcript has a single exon. The record is from RefSeq and is a predicted model, not a curated record. Bases 1 to 1962 code for a protein of 653 amino acids. Lineage: Eukaryota; Fungi; Ascomycota; Eurotiomycetes; Eurotiales; Trichocomaceae. Gene Ontology annotation, molecular function: acyltransferase activity, transferring groups other than amino-acyl groups.